UUGUUUUCCCACGUAUUUCCUCAUCCCAGCCUGCUGAGCCUGGCAGUCCCUGCGGUCUCUUGAGAACUGAUGCCAUCCUGACGCCCCUGGCGGGGAGCUGGGGCGAAGGGACCCCUGGGCUGGUGUUCAAAGGCCUUUCGAUGUCCCCGCUCCCCAUUUGUUUGUGUUAAUUCCCCAUGCCCGGGCGGUCUCCUGCCACGGAGGCCUUUGUUCAAAGCUUCCGUGGCGGCUGUGAUUAAGCUGUUCAGAGCUUACCUUGCUCCCAGUUGUCUCUUGUGAGGCACAUGAGGGAUUUAAAGGUGCAGCAUCAUGGUUAUGAAAGCUUCAGUAGAAGAUGAUGAUUCAGGCUGGGAACUCGGUAUGCCUGACAAGAUGGAAAAGAGUAAUACAAGCUGGAUAGAUAUAACCCAGGAUUUUGAAGAAGCUUGUAGAGAACUGAAGUUAGGAGAACUGCUUCAUGACAAGCUUUUUGGUCUCUUUGAAGCCAUGUCUGCCAUUGAAAUGAUGGAUCCCAAGAUGGAUGCUGGUAUGAUUGGAAACCAAGUUAACAGAAAGGUUCUUAACUUUGAGCAAGCUAUUAAGGAUGGCACCAUUAAAAUAAAGGAUCUCACUUCACCUGAGCUGGUAGGAAUAAUGGAUACGUGUUUUUGUUGUUUGAUAACGUGGUUAGAAGGACAUUCCUUGGCACAGACAGUAUUCACUUGCCUUUAUAUUCAUAAUCCAGACUUCAUAGAAGAUCCUGCUAUGAAGGCUUUUGCUCUUGGGAUCCUAAAAAUCUGUGAUAUUGCCAGAGAAAAGGUUAACAAAGCAGCUGUUUUUGAGGAGGAAGAUUUUCAGUCGAUGACUUACGGAUUUAAAAUGGCCAACAGUGUGACAGAUCUUAGAGUUACAGGUAUGCUGAAAGAUGUAGAAGAGGACAUGCAAAGACGAGUGAAGAGCACUCGAAGUCGACAAGGAGAAGAGAGAGAUCCAGAAGUUGAACUUGAACAUCAACAAUGUUUAGCUGUGUUCAGCAGAGUCAAGUUUACCCGGGUACUGCUGACUGUUCUAAUAGCAUUUACAAAAAAAGAGAUGAGUGCAGUUGUGGAAGCUCAGAAACUAAUGACUCAGGCAGCUGACUUGCUUUCUGCUAUCCACAAUUCAUUGCAUCAUGGUAUGCAGGCACAGAACGAUACCACUAAAGGAGAUCAUCCUAUUAUGAUGGGCUUUGAGCCCCUGGUUAAUCAGAGAUUGCUGCCACCAACUUUCCCUCGAUAUGCAAAAAUAAUUAAAAGGGAAGAAAUGGUCAGUUAUUUUUCCAAACUAAUAGACCGAAUAAAAACUGUAUGUGAAGUAGUCAACUUAACUAAUUUGCACUGUAUACUGGACUUCUUCUGUGAGUUUAGUGAGCAAUCACCAUGUGUUCUUUCAAGAUCCCUGUUACAGACAACCUUCCUGGUAGAUAAUAAGAAGGUGUUUGGCACUCACCUCAUGCAAGACAUGGUGAAAGAUGCUUUAAGGUCUUUUGUCAGUCCUCCAGUCCUUUCUCCAAAAUGUUGUCUUUAUAAUAAUCACCAGGCGAAGGACUACAUUGAUUCCUUUGUGACACAUUGUGUUCGGCCAUUCUGUAGUUUGAUUCAAAUCCAUGGACACAAUAGAGCUCGUCAGAGAGAUAAACUGGGUCACAUUCUUGAGGAAUUUGCCACCCUACAGGAUGAGGCAGAGAAAGUAGAUGCAGCGCUUCAUAGUAUGUUACUGAAGCAGGAACCACAAAGACAACAUUUGGCUUGCUUGGGCACCUGGGUCCUAUAUCAUAACCUUCGUAUUAUGAUACAGUAUCUUCUCAGUGGCUUUGAGUUGGAACUUUACAGUAUGCAUGAAUAUUACUACAUAUAUUGGUACCUGUCAGAGUUCCUCUAUGCCUGGUUGAUGUCAACACUGAGCCGCGCUGACAGUGCUCAAAUGACAGAGGAAAGAAUAAUGGAGGAGCAACAGAAAGGACGUAGUAGUAAGAAAACAAAGAAAAAGAAGAAAGUUCGUCCUCUCAGCAGGGAGAUCACCAUGAGUCAGGCAUACCAAAAUAUGUGCGCUGGGAUGUACAAGACAAUGAUCGCAUUUGAUAUGGAUGGCAAAGUAAGAAAACCUAAGUUUGAACUGGAUAGUGAACAAGUUCGAUAUGAGCACAGGUUUGCUCCAUUCAACAGUGUUAUAACGCCACCCCCAGUGCACUACCUGCAAUUUAAAGAAAUGUCUGAUUUAAAUAAGUAUAGCCCACCUCCCCAGUCAUCAGAUCUCUACAUGGCAGCUAGCAAACACUACCAGCAAGCUAAAAUGAUUCUUGAGAAUAUUCCGAAUCCAGACAAUGAGGUCAGUCGAAUUCUAAAAGUUGCAAAACCCAAUAUUGUGGUCAUGAAGCUGCUGGCAGGGGGCCACAAGAAAGACUCUAAGGUUCCUCCAGAAUUUGAUUUCUCUCCUCAUAAAUACUUCCCAGUUGUGAAGCUUGUUUGAAGGACAAGAAAUUAUUGUUAGGAUACCUGAAGAUACCUGUGUAGCAGAUACCAGCUGUAAGAGGGAAUAUCUAGGCUUACACUCAGACUGCAAGGGACCUCCAGGAUACAAGUACUGUUACGUGGAAUAUGUGUAGUCUGCUGCCUUCAUCUGAUCUGACAACUGCUGUUUGAAAGUGGUUUGUAUAAAGUUUAAUGCAUUUUAUGUGUGAAGCUGAUUUUAAUCAACUGUAUUGUUGAAGAAUGCCAUACCUUAAUUGAUUUUAUUACAGAGUUAAUCAUAAUUUUUAUUAAUGUGAUCUGAGAGAAAAUGGUGGCUUAGGGACUGAAUAAAAAUCGUGCAAAAUUCUCCAUUCAGCAAAGUCACUUAGAGAGAUUGUGAGUUUCCAUAUUUUUGUUUAAAUUGUAUCAAAAUUGCUCACUUUGCAAGUAGAGAGAAUGGUUUUAUACUAAAACAAUCUUUACAGAAAUCAAGGGCAGAUGAAAACUAGGCAUUUAGCUCCUACUGCACUGAAUUCAGUGAUUUUUGUUUUGUUUUGUUUUACCAAAGUCAGUUUUCUCAGAGGUGUUUUGUCUGAAAUGUAGAAGAAGCCUUUGAAGACAGUGAGAAACGGAGUGAUUCCUAGUUGGAGUUUGUUCCUUUGUCUAUAUUCUCACGGUACUGGAGAAUCUGCCCAGCAAACACUGCCAUAGUCACUAGCAGUAGCACCAGACAUUGAGGGGUAUUUUUACUCUGCAACUUUGUUUUAAUCAUGCUACUUGCCUUGGAAAGGAGGGAUUGCUGCUUUGUUACAUCCCUCAGUUCUUAAAUUACCUUUUUUCCCCACUUUGACUCAAGUGGGGCUGCUAGAUCCUACUGUGUUCUGUAGUGAUAGACAGAGAUAGAUAUCCAAAACAGGAGAGGCCCCAAACCUCCCCUUUCCUUCCUAGAAUAGUUCUGCCUCCUGUGCUUUCAGAAAUAACAGAGGUAAGCUGUUGUGCUGAGCAACCUCCUACUACAAGAGGGGAAAAAAUGUUCAAAAAGGUGACUUGUUCUUUGAUAAACCCCCUACUAAAGGCCAAACCAUACUUAGGCUAUAUAAGCAAAUCCUUUGUUGGACAGGACAAUUCUUAUUUUGGUGUAAAAUUACUUCCUCUGUAGGGCUGAGCUUUUAAUUCCUUCUUGACCAUGCAAGACCCUUUUCUGUGUUUGCUCUAUCACCUAAUUUUACUGUAGAGUAAUAUCACUGCAGCUGCAUAUCCUGAGCAGCAGCACUGCUGAGGCAGAGCUUGAAAAGAAUGAGGAACCUCUGAAGUGGAACACCCACUUCUCUGCCAGCAAUUUGCAGCUUCUUGAAAUAAGCAGUACUGCCCUGAAGACAUGAUUUUCCCAAUUUCUCUGCUAAGGAGACUGCAUAUCACAUUACUUGUUUGCUUAUCAUCAUGGUUAAUAUACCUGAAUGCUUCUGUGUAGCUGACAAAGGAAUACAAAGCCUAAAAUAUGUAGAUGUAAAAUAGCACUGAGAAUUCAUCUGGCCAUCACAAAAAUUUUUCUUGUCGUUAAAAUCUUGAACUACAUGACAGUAGCUCAAGGACAGCUUUUGAUAUUUCUCCAAAGCAAGCAGCCAGUAAAGGAGAACUACAUCACGUAUGGAACUAAGAAAAGAGUAACAAUCAUCUUUCCCAUUUUCACUAAAAUUAGAAGUGGAUGAACUGAACAGAAUAAGGCAAAUACUCACUAGACAAGAUUAUUUUGAUUUUAAAAUGCGUACUUAAAAGGGCUCAGGCUUAGUUAAGAAAAAAAAAAUCAAGGAUGUGUUAAUUUAAUGCCAAGAUGAUCACAGAAAAGAAGUAAUAUCACCCUAGUUAUAUUCCUGUAGCACUUGAAACCAUUGCAAAUAAAAUUGUAGUCCUUCAUGCUUCUGAACAUUGCUUUUAUGCAGGUGUUCAGAGGUUUACAAGUGUGCCUUGUACAAGGAUGGUCUUGUUUAUGGAGGACAGUGUCCAGGUGGCUCAGAGAAACCCAAAGAUGUACAGAAAUACAGCCAAAACAGUUUUAAAAAAGAACUCUCUGGCAAUAUACUAAUUAUUGGGAUUCUUAACUUGAUAAUGGUAAAGCUGUUAAUUCAACUUGAAUACAGCAUUUCACUGUGUAUUUUAUACUCGUAGAACAUAUGCUCUUUAGCAAUCAAUAUUAAAUUCCUGAUCAACUUAAUCUGAGAGGCAUAACUGUUUACAGAUAAAGUCCUAUGAAAAUGCUGAGAAGAUGGGUAAAUAAUUUUACCAUCCAGAAUAUGGGUAAACAUUUUGAUGUUAAAACAUGCCAUUAUUUGCAAAAAAAAAAAAAAAAAAAGCCAAUAAUCCAAGUUUCCCAAUACCAGAACAGAUGUUCAUACCUCUUCUCUUCUGCUUACAAGCAUUUGCUUUUCCCUGCUGUGUUGACUGUAGUGGCCUAGACCUGUCUGACUUAGAUGGUGAAAAACUAUUAGUAAAAGUGUUUCUGUGUUUGGGGUUAAUAGGCAGCAUUUGACUUAAGCUCUGACCUUCACUUGAUGAGAACUAACACUUUUUUCAUACACUAAAAAGCCAACCUUCCACUUGCAUAUUUAGGUAUCUUAAGGUUCAGGAGUUGUAAAGUAGUACACUGAGGAGUGACACAUCACAAAAGGAGUUAGUUACAAAAUUAAAGGGAAAGUAAAGACAAAUUUAUAUUUUCUUAAAAUGGAAUUGCUCGUUGGCAAGUUAGGCACAGCUGUCUGCUGUCUAAACAGAGGUUGGUUCAUACUCACAAAGAUUGCUCUAAACACAGAUAUCAGUCUUGGGAACAGACACAAAUACAAAAUUCUGCAAAACAGCUGGCUACAGACAUGAAGGUUGGACUGCAAUAAAGGGUGCCCUAGUGGUAAGUAGAGGAUAUUUCUAGGUUACUGCAAGUAAACUAGUUUCUAGUUUGCACUGAACAAGUUACAGAAAAGACAAGACUACAGAAAAUUAACAAGAUGAUAGAUUGUGAUAAACACAGGACUGUACGACUACCGCUUCACCUGUAGGAGUCACUGCCAUAUCUUCUAAAUGCUUAGUCUGGUUUACCUCCUUCAAAAGUCCAGCAGAGAGGAAUAUUCACAUUGAACAGCUGAGAUGAUUGCUGUUCUACAAAGCAAGUGUUUGCCUUCCUACAUUUUAGCGGAAGAUAGUGGUCGGGUGGACUAAAGGGUAGCACACCAUUUCAGAGGGCUUCUGUCACAAAAAGUUUGUGAGUUUGAAUUUUUAUGCUAAACUUAUGCAGGUUAGUGGUAACUGAAUCAUACUGUAUUACUGAACUUGUGAACAAGAGUCCAACAAAGCUUUCAGAAAAAUCUUCCUGCCUAAUCUCUUAAAAAGAAGGCACUAUUAUCAGAAUUGUUUUGAUUAUUUUUUUUUUAACCUUGAAGCUAAGAACUCACCUAGACAGUGUAAACUAGAAACUUAUUUCAGAAGGCCCAGGUGAAAUAUAUCAUUCUGUUUUCUGAGUAUAUUUAUGUUGCAGUAAAAAAGUGCCAGAAUAGGCACAAGGGUAGAUUGCAGCAUGGACUGUUUUUCAUCCUUCCCAUGUUCAGUGGCUUAGCUCCUCUUGAGUUCUUAAAACUAGGCUGGGUAUUUCUCUGUUGUGCAUUGCUCAGGGGAGAGAUCCAUCCUUGGCAGAGGACUGUUGCUCAUGUACCAACAAUCCACAUAUACCAUUACUGUAGUAUGACUAUAGCCAACUUCAAAGUUACUACAUUUAUUGCUUGCUGAUUUCAGUUUUAUAAUCAGUAGGAAGGAGAGAGUCAGUGCAGACGUCAACUGCUUUAACAAGCCUCCAGAAAUUUCAGAUUGCUUUUUCCCCACUGAAACAGUACCAAAACUUCACAGGAAGAUACUACUUCAUUUGGGCCGUUAUUCAAGCCUCGAGAAGGUAAUCAAAACAUUCUCAGAUCACUUUGCUCUCAUCAUUGCUGCAUACAGAUGAAGAGGUGACUAAGUUGCAUCAUGAACCUCCUUUGUUCACAACUGUCCUCCUUCACCGUGGUCAGUUAAGUGGUUCUUCAUAUCUUCAGGGUUUUGAACUAAUGAGGAUAAAAAAGGUAAAGAAAUCUCUUAAACAGGCAGAAGUGAUAGUUUUUCAUAAAAAAAGUUCUUCUAUGUAGAAAAACUACAGGAGAAAUUUUGUAAAGACUAUUAAAUACUGUAUAGUAAAGUUACAGAUACCACACCCUCAUGCCCCCCAUUAAAGAGUAGCUUCAGUGACGCUAUACAGAAAAUAAAUCACACUAUCAACAUGAGGGAAAGCUCAAAGAGAAAACAGAAAUUAGCUCGGUAUAUCUUACUACAGAAUACCAUGCAAAAUACCAUCUUAAAAUUUUCAGCACAUGGUAUUUGGCUUUAAAUGUUUUUUUUUUCCUUUUUUACCAUUUUCAAUCCCUGCAAGUGCUGCUUGCUUGUCUGUUUCUGAUUCAGCUUCAUUCUCAUCUAAAUUGUAAUCAGCAUCCUUGUCCUGGUUCAUUGCUUCAUGUUCCUGUUUUUCUGAAAAGAUUUAAAAUUAAGUAGGUUUAUGCUAUACCAUAGGGUCAUUGCACAGAGAAACAGUGACUGUAAUCAUCUUCCAUAUAAUUUACUUUGCUGCUGAAUGAAUUGCUGUUCAGAGUAGGUUUUCAUAUUAUUUUUCAUUUUGAAUGUUAAAUUUCAGAGCAACUUUUGCUGUUAAUCUUGUCUAAAGAACCAGAUAAAAGCCAGAAUCUUUUGGGAUUUGGAAAGCGCGAUAAAAUUCAGCCAACACUCAGAUGGACAGAAAGAAAAAGCAUUGAACAAUUUCAGAAUACAUUAAGGGACAUCCUAAGGAAGAGCAAAAGCUGAAGCCAAUGCUGAAAACUUGACUGUGAUAUUGCUUUUAAAUGUAUUGCCACUACCACCAAAACGUCUCAGCUUCUGCCCUUCUUGUUUUAGUUUGUCCCGCAAGGGAAAAGCUGUGAAUAUAGCAUAAAAAAGAGUAGUUUGAUGUGCUAACCUGACACAAAAGUACUUUCCUAGAAGAGAUUUUCUUCACUCAGUCAUUAACUCAUCUCAAGCAACUUUUAUUGACUAUCUUAAGAUUUCUUUAGAUAGAGAGCUCAAAAGUAAAUGGAAACAUUAUUUCUGACUGCCAAAUUACUGUCCUUAUUUUUCAAAUAAUCAGCCAGAAAAAAACAUAACAGCAGAGAGGUAUAAGCAUAUCCCACAAGAGGUAUAAACAUACUCCACUCAAGAUAGAUUAGAGCUUCUGGUUCAAAAUAUUCUUAAAGCCAAGCCCUCCAGUUAGUAAGUGGCUUAGAAACAGGCUUGAAAAUUUAAGCUUUAAGCCUUAUGUUGUCCAUAUUCAGACCACCACAUCAAAUAGAUUUUUAUAGUUACAGACCUAAAGCUGUCUAACUUUCAGAAGCAGCUCUUCCUGAAAGACAGAGAAUGCACAGAGAAUACUGAAGAAGUAUUUCUACCUUAGUGCUCCUUUGGCUACAAGGAACCUGUGCAGUAAUUAUGGUAUUUUUGUUGAACAAUCAGCCUGAAGAACAUACCGCUAGUCUUUUUUGCUCACAGAAAUGCAGACUUUUCACAGGCUGCAUGGCAGAGCUUUUCUUUGCUCUAAUUGUUGGAUGAUUUUUUUAACCUAAUCUUUUUGCUAUUUAUUUCUGUUAAAAUGGCAGCAUUUUAGGUAACUUUUAAUUACAUCUCUUUGGGGUGCAGCCUGCUCUGGCCAGCAUCUUUUUGGAGCAGUUGGAAAAAUACUAGUUUAUCAAUGCUGUUAGUUUUUUGGGGAUUAUUUAUCCCCUCCAAGUUAGCAACAAUGUUAACACUCAGACAACUCUUAACUCAUGAUUCUGAGAAUGUCUUUACUAGAAAACCAUACACAGCAUUUUUUGUGGGCAUCAAUUCCUGCUCUGACUGCCAUAAGGUUUUGUCUUUUGAUUACUCUGGGCUAAUGAGUCCACCUGAGACCAAAUCCCUCUAGAAAUAGACAGAGGGAUGUCUAGAUACUGGUCAGGUUUAGAUACAUCAAUACUCUGCUGCUCCAUGCCAUGGAGAUGUGAUUCAAGGCCACAUGGUAGAUGCCAGAAACCGGCACCUGUACAACAUCUGAUCCAUGUUUUUGCAGACUCACAGUAAUAAACUUCAGAUAUCUGAAGUCGUAAGAGUUUUAGUCGUAUCUUAUUUUUAAAUACUGAUAGCUAGUCUUUUUACAGUGUCAAUGGUAAUGCUAACUGCAAAACAUCCAUGCAUAAGUAACUCUCUACUCAUCCAUCAGUGCUUUGAAGGGUUAACAUCUCAUCCUUUUCAAAUGCAUCCUAUUCUUAAAAAGCCCCAGUACCAAAACAUUUUGGGGCUAAUUUCCCCAAAUGCCUUGUACAGCCUAAUGGAGAGAAAGCCAGUAAGGCUGCUGUGGAACCCAGCCUGGUAGCUCCAUGUUGCACAAACAGAAGCCUCCGUCUUUACCCAUGGACUGCAGAAGACUGCUGGUGACUGACACCUUUCCCAUAUCACACCAACCUUUGUGAAAACUUGUACUCAAAUCUGGACAGCUGCCACUGCUCUUGCAGAAAUCAUGCCCUAUUCCACAGUUUCAUUUCUUUACCUUUCUUAACAAUACCGUUCUUAACAUGCUACGAACCAGCCUUUCCCAGGGACAAGUCGUCCUGCUUAGCAUCGUAGUUUAGGAGCUGUUCCCUCUCAACUUCCUCACUGGCAGCCUGCUCUGGUGCUGGCUGUAACACAUCUUGCCCAGCUAUGUGUUUUUCAUUUCCAGAUGGAUUUGGCUCCUUCUCUGAUUCAGGUAGCAUCUCCUUGUGACCUGCAGCAGCCUUGAGGGGAUCUUGUGGUUUUUUCAACUGACUAAAAAGCUGCUCCUCUUCUGCCUUAGGCUCCUGUUUUCUGAUGUCAGCUGGGCCAUCUAUUCUUUCUGAAAACAAUAAAAAUUAUUCUGAGUGAAAAAAAUAAUGCCUUUCAGUCAUGGCACAAGUUAAAAACCUUUAAUAAAUAAUGCUUUAUAUUUCUCAUUCGAUUCUUGUUUUUCCUCUGAAAUAAUAUCUUUCAACCGCCUCAGUUCCAAAGAUAAAAAGAAGAUAAUUCAUGUUUUUCCUACUGGGAACAGCUAAAGGAGGAGACUUUGUUUACCAUCAUCAGAUUCAUGCUUCUACAUCCUGUAAAAUUUUGGGGUGUGUGGUUAAUAACUCGGGCAAGUGAAAUAAAGCAGUUUAAAUAAAAAUUGCGGUGUGCUAUAUAAACAUCAGGUUUCUGUGUAUUACAUUUUGUUACAAACAAUAAAAUUGAUUCUGUAUUUAAAAGUAGCUCAGGACAAAGCAGUCACAUAGGCAGCUUUGCAGGUAAACCACGGCUGUUCUUAUUUUUAAAUAUGAAGAGGAAGUACAGGAGUGCUAUCAUUUUUGGCAGACAUUAACUUAUCUUUUUUCCCAUGUAUCUGCAUUUGUAACUAAAAAAGAUAAAAUUUGCCCAAAUAAACUAUACGUAGAUGUUGUCUUCAAUUGCUAGCUCUCUAAAAUGAGAGUUGCAUGUGGACAAGAUUGUAAUUUAAGAUAGCAUAUAAGAAUAACUAAAUAGGGAAUCGAAAUUCUAUCACACUACUGUGCAAGAUGGACACACAAGGUCCACUCAAAUUAACAGUUUCUGAAAUUUAGUACCAAAAGCAAUCACUAAACCAUUAGGUUAACUAACCAGAUCGCCUCUGUAUUAUUGUCCUUACUUGCAUUUUGCUCAGUGACAAGUGGGAAGCAUGUAUGUGUGUUUGUUUUAAGCCUAACUUUCAGCUAUUCCUUAGGGAGGAGUAGCAGGCUGGAUGUGUCAAACUUUCUGAGCAGGCAGAUUUUAAGUGUGCUUGAAAAUCAUGCCUUCCAAAAGUGUAGGGUAUUUUCUCCAUAUUAAAUGAGAAAUAUGACUCCAGAAUUGUAAAUAUUUGUAUUUUCCUUCAUAUGCAACAUGUCAAUUACAACAAAACUGAACCAGUAGAAAUGCCAGCAAUAAAAAUGCUUCAGUAGUGCUUCUCCAAGGCUGGAAAACUACCUAAAGUUCAGACUCUUGGUGUCACUUUUUUCCAUCUUGAUCUUGUGUACAAAAAUGUUUUUAAAUGUUCAAUUAAAUUACAACUGUUCUUAA
Molecule: messenger RNA, 10622 nt
Organism: Pipra filicauda (Wire-tailed manakin)
Lineage: Eukaryota; Metazoa; Chordata; Aves; Passeriformes; Pipridae
Gene: NAA35
Product: N-alpha-acetyltransferase 35, NatC auxiliary subunit
Exons: 23
Coding region: 310-2487 (725 amino acids)
Biological process (GO): N-terminal peptidyl-methionine acetylation
Cellular component (GO): NatC complex
Source: RefSeq, a predicted model, not a curated record